CUGGAUCACUGAGGCCGCGUUCAUUUUCAUCGUUCUGUGUCCAUUUUCCUUCCCGCAACCGGGCAACUUUUGGUAUGCACUUGUACAAUCUGACGCUGCAGCCUCCAACAGCCGUGACGCAGGCAGUCGUCGGGAAUUUCUCCGGGGCACGGACACAAGAGAUAAUUAUUUCUCAUGGCACACGCCUUGAGCUCCUACGACCUGAUGUACAGACAGGGAAACUCUCCACAGUAAUUGCCACGGAUGUCUUUGGCUCAAUCCGUUCUCUGGCGGCGUUUCGGCUAACCGGAAGUACGAAGGACUACGCAAUCCUAGGAUCGGAUUCGGGCCGCAUAGUGAUACUGGAUUACGAUCCCAAAACCACCAGCUUUGUCAAGCUGCACCAGGAAACCUUUGGCAAGUCUGGAGCGCGGCGGAUAGUGCCCGGACAAUACUUGGCUACAGACCCUAAGGGGCGUAGCGUCAUGAUAGCUGCCGUGGAGAAAGCGAAACUAGUGUACAUCCUCAAUCGCGACGCUGCAUCCAAUUUGACCAUCUCCUCCCCUUUGGAAGCACACAAAAACAACGCUAUUAUUCACAACGUCGUGGGCCUUGACGUUGGGUUUGAGAACCCGUUGUUUGCGGCGCUUGAGGUCGAUUACUCUGAGUCCGACCAGGAUCCCACUGGCGAAGCAUUCAACGCUGCAGACAAAAUGUUAACUUACUAUGAGCUGGACCUCGGUCUCAACCAUGUCGUCCGGAAAUGGAGUGAACCAACGGACCCAAGGGCUAACUUACUUGUACAAGUACCAGGUGGCCAAGUAGCGUCGUCCGACCGCUUUGAUGGGCCUUCCGGCGUUCUGGUUUGUUGUGAAGAUCAUAUAAUUUACCGCCACAUGGACCGUCCCCAGCACCGAGUGCCCAUUCCACGCAGAAGGCACCCCCUUGAAGACCCCUCACGUGGUAUCAUUAUAGUGGCAGCUGUAAUGCACAAAAUGAAGGGUGCCUUUUUUUUCCUCCUCCAAAGCGAAGACGGCGACCUCUUUAAAGUAACGAUCGACCAUGAAGAAGAUGAAGUGAAAGCACUGAAAAUCAAGUAUUUUGACACUGUACCUGUUGCUUCCAAUUUGUGUAUUCUCAAAUCUGGUUUCCUUUUUGUCGCCGCGGAAUUCGGUAAUCACCACCUGUAUCAAUUCCAAAAGUUGGGUGAUGAUGAUGAAGAACCUGAAUUCAGUUCGACAUCGUAUCCUGCGCUCGGCAUGGCCAACCCUACAGCCCCACUACCCCACGCCCAUUUCCGGCCCCGUGCUUUGGAAAACCUUGCAUUGGCUGACGAGCUCGAAUCGCUAGACCCGAUCAUGGAUUCGAAGGUAAUGAAUGUAUUGCCCAAUUCAGAUACCCCGCAGAUAUUUGCCGCUUGUGGGCGCGGUUCGCGAAGUACCUUCAGAAUGCUUCGACACGGCUUAGAUGUCGAAGAAUCUGUCAGCUCCGAGUUGCCAGGAAUUCCGAACGCUGUGUGGACUACCAAGCAACGAGAGUCUGAUGAAUUUGAUUCAUACAUCAUUCUUUCAUUUGUUAAUGGUACGCUUGUGUUGUCAAUAGGGGAGACGAUCGAGGAAGUGCAAGAUACCGGUUUCCUGUCAUCUGCGCCUACGCUUGCCGUUCAACAGAUAGGCGCUGAUGCCCUUCUGCAAGUCCACCCUCAUGGUAUACGGCAUGUCCUCGCUGAUAGGCGCGUGAAUGAGUGGCGUGUACCGGAUAGAAGGACCAUAGUGGCCGCGACUACGAACAAACGCCAGGUGGUGGUAGCGCUCAGCUCUGCCGAACUUGUUUACUUUGAACUUGACCUGGACGGUCAGCUUAAUGAAUAUCAGGAUCGGAAGGCCAUGGGUUCCACUGUACUUGCCCUCAGCGUCGCGGAAGUCCCUGAAGGACGACAGCGCACACCUUAUCUGGCAGUGGGAUGUGAGGAUCAAACUGUUCGGAUUAUCUCACUGGACCCGGAGAGUACUUUGGAGACCAUAAGUCUCCAAGCAUUGACUGCACCGCCGUCCUCCAUCUGCAUUACUGACAUGUUGGAUGCAAGUAUCAACAAAGCGCAACCAACGAUGUUCGUUAAUAUUGGUUUGCAAAACGGGGUCCUGUUGCGUACUGUACUUGACCCUAUCAAUGGUCAGCUCACAGAUACACGUACACGGUUCCUAGGUACGCGCCCAAUCAAGCUACUGCGCGUGCAAAUCCAGCAAAGUCCUGCAAUCCUUGCACUUUCCUCGAGGUCGUGGCUAAACUACACUCAUCAAAACCUGAUGCAUUUUACUCCUCUCAUUUUUGAGAACCUGGAUUACGCAUGGAGCUUCUCUGCUGAACUCAGUCCAGAGGGCUUCAUAGGAAUUACCGGAAGUAUGCUUCGCAUAUUCCAAAUUCCAAAACUUGGAAUGAAACUAAAGCAAGAUGCCAUUCCGCUCGCUUGUACUCCUCGCAAGUUCAUCUCGCACCCCACAAACCGGUUUUUGUAUCUCAUCGAGGGUGACCAUCGUGUUCUAAGUGAGGAUGCUAUUAACCGACAGCUAGCGCAAUUGAGACAAGCCGGCAAAUCUGUCGAUGAGGAAAUGCUCCAACUUCCAUCCGAGGUGUUCGGUCGAGUGAAAGCACUGGCCGGGACAUGGGCAUCAGCAAUACGGAUCAUCGAUCCUGUAGAGGCGAAGACGGUCGGGAUAGUACACCUGGAUAACAACGAGGCUGCGUUUUGUCUAGCAGUCGUUCCGUUCGCUGCUCGGGGUGGUGAACUCCACCUUGUUGUAGGCACUGCGUCAGAUACACUUUUGGCGCCACGAUCAUGCACUAGUGGUUUUCUGCGGACGUACACAUUCACACAGGACGGGACUGGUCUAGAGUUGUUGCACAAGACAGAGCUCGACGACGUGCCGCUCGCCAUGAUAGCUUUCCAAGGACGACUUGUUGCGGGUGUAGGCAAGGCCCUACGUGUAUACGAGAUGGGGAAGAAAAAACUGCUUCGGAAAGUGGAAAACAAGACAUUUUCCUCGCCUAUUGUUACACUCAACACUCAAGGCUCGAGAAUUCUGGUUGGUGACAUGCAAGACUCGAUAUUUUAUGCCGUGUACAAAGCACCUGAAAAUCGACUUCUGAUCUUCGCUGACGACAUGCAACCGCGGUGGACUGUCGCUGCCACGAUGAUAGACUACUGCACUGUGGCAGCCAGCGAUCGCUUUGGAAACAUUUUUGUGAAUCGCCUGGACCAAAAAGUUUCGGACCAAGUAGACGAUGACCCAACAGGCGCCGGUAUACUGCACGAGAAAGGGCAGUUGAUGGGUGCCCCGCACAAGACCAAGAUGUUGUGUCACUUCCACAUUGGUGACCUGGUAACCUCGAUACACAAGGUAUCCCUUGUUGCGGGAGGACGAGAAGUGCUCUUGUACACCGGUAUUCAUGGUACUAUCGGUGUUCUUGUUCCUUUCGUGUCGAAAGAAGAUGUUGAUUUCAUCUCCACGCUCGAGCAACACAUGCGGACGGAACAAAUUAGCCUAGUGGGUCGUGAUCACCUCGCAUGGAGGGGCUACUAUGCUCCUGUGAAGGCUGUCGUCGAUGGUGAUCUUUGCGAAACGUAUGCUCGACUUCCUGCCUCGAAGCAAAGUUCCAUCGCGGGCGAAUUGGAUCGCACGGUGGGAGAGGUGCUGAAGAAACUGGAGCAGCUGAGGAUCACUGCAAGCGGUUUCUAGAUACUCUAUAUGAACUUGUGUGUAUUGUACGCAUGUGCGCCAACGAAACCAGUAACUUGAU
This is a messenger RNA of Pisolithus orientalis, 3777 nucleotides long. Its product is annotated as CPSF A subunit region-domain-containing protein. The record is from RefSeq and is a predicted model, not a curated record. Gene Ontology annotation, molecular function: protein binding; U2 snRNA binding. Lineage: Eukaryota; Fungi; Basidiomycota; Agaricomycetes; Boletales; Pisolithaceae. Gene Ontology annotation, biological process: mRNA splicing, via spliceosome. Gene Ontology annotation, cellular component: U2 snRNP; nucleus. The transcript has 12 exons. Bases 75 to 3716 code for a protein of 1213 amino acids.